Molecule: messenger RNA, 1248 nt
Organism: Alternaria burnsii
Lineage: Eukaryota; Fungi; Ascomycota; Dothideomycetes; Pleosporales; Pleosporaceae
Exons: 2
Coding region: 1-1248 (415 amino acids)
Source: RefSeq, a predicted model, not a curated record
AUGGCAGGCGUCUGCCCAUAUGGGGUGCAGCUAGCAUUUUCGGAAAUGAAUUUCUCAGCUUUGCCUGCAGCUAGCAUGUGGGCGGAUACAUGUCCCAUUGACACACAACAAUUCCAAGGAUCGGCCAACGAAACACUUCCGUCUCAAACAAACGACCCACUUGCAGAUCUAAUCCACGAUGUCGGUCUUGGAUUAUCAAACAGUUCCCAUAUAGUUGUGGACAUCAAGGCAUUCAUGAAGUCACUCGGGGACCGACCGUUUUAUAGUCGGUCCAUGCUUCGCCAUGCCGCAGAGCAGCUGAUCAGGGCUCGAAAUGGUCUCAACAUCACACUGACGGAUUGUUAUGGUGCGACAAGAGUCUAUCCAGCUGAAGACAUAUCUUUUUACAGUCAAUAUUUCCCCCUAGAUUUCUUCCUAUAUUACAACGGACUUCACUUGCUUGCCACCCCACCGCCAUGGCAAGACUCCAGUUGCGACGACAUGCUCCCAAUCUCGGUCGGGUUCCGUAAACAGGUCGAAGAACCUAACAAUCCACGCGAUCGUAUCCUCUUGAAGUUUUAUAUGCAGCAGGCCGAAAAACUUUGGCAGGUAUCAGACGUACACCAUGUCUUGUUCAACAGCCUGAACAGCCUGAAGCACACAGCACGGAUUACCAAUAUCGUCUGCAUCGGACUGGGCACCCUGCAUAUGUCAGGUUCAAGGAACGCCAACCCAGCAAUGCAGCAUAUCGUUGCAUCUUCUAUUGCUCAAGACCUGGAACGGGUUUACAAAGCAGAAGGAUUUCCAGUCGACACACCCAUCACAAUAAUUGCGCAAGAUCCCGCUUACAAUGAACUCGACCGGGUGAUACUGUCUGAGCUGCCGGUACCGAUUAAGACCGUCUCUGAUCCCGAGGGGUUUCUGGCAAUCAACGAAUCUUCGCUCGUAUUCUCCUGCUACCCGGAAGUUCCAGUCAAGCAACUCGUCGCAGAUCUCUCAAGCGAAGCACCAGGCGGCAAAGGUCCUGCUGCUCUGUUUUUGAACAGGAAUCUCAUCGGCAAAGCUCACGUCGAUGUCAAUCUUGUCAGAUACGAGCGGGAACACCCGUUCCGUUACGCUGACCCGCUGACGCGUGAUUACCUGAGGAUGCUCGAGUCUUAUACGCAAGUAUUCGAUGGUGAGCGGCUAUUCGGAGAGGAUUUCUAUCUAUUCAUUCCCACUCUCAACACCACUCACAACGAAACAAAGCAUAUGCCUGGUUACGAGUAG